AUGUAAAAGAAUUUAUGCUCCAAAAUAUUUGAAUUUUUUUUUUGAAAAUAAUUUGUCAAAUUAUUUCGUGAAUUUCGUAAAAAAAUAUAUUUAAAUUUUACAACAAUAUGGAUAAGGUUUUUGGGUGUACGGUUUUAGAUGAAAUUAAAGCGACUGAAGAAGCAAUUAAAGCUUGCUUCGCUAAAGUUGAUGAAUUAGAAGAGAAAAUAAAACGUAAUGAAAUUACAGAAGAGUACAAAAAAAUAGCAAAGCAAGAAUUAAUGGAAGUGAAAAAAUUAUUAGCAACUAAUACGAAACAACUCAAAGAAAUGCAUAAACAUGGAGGUCGUUCGUAUGGUAUUGCAGCCGCUAUUAUCUUCCUAGGAUUUUUAAUUUAUGGGGUUUAUGCGAUGUACCAUUUGAAAAUGGAUAGUAUGAUGUUUGGUUUUGGGGAUGAUAGUACAAAUUUCCAUGCAUUGGAAGAACAAAUUGUUGAUUUGAAUUGA
This is a messenger RNA of Chrysoperla carnea, 485 nucleotides long. RefSeq lists its product as uncharacterized. The transcript is spliced from 3 exons. NCBI's taxonomy places the organism in Eukaryota, Metazoa, Arthropoda, Insecta, Neuroptera, Chrysopidae. The coding region runs from base 108 to 485 and encodes 125 amino acids. The record is from RefSeq and is a predicted model, not a curated record.